AUGAAAAAGAUUAAUGAUAAUAAGAGUUCUGGCGGAAGAGUUGAAUUAGAAGUGAAUGAUGUUAAUGAGAAAUUAGCCGAAAAAGCAGACAAAAAUGAGCUUUUAGCUCUGAGUGAUAAAGUCAAGAACCACGUUCAUUAUAUAAGUUCAGACGAACAGAUUAUAACGGACUACCAUGGAUAUUUAACACGAAGUGAUGAAGUGAAGACGGAAGACCCCAAUGAAAGAAGAUAUAAAUACAUUCGUGCUAAAGGUUAUGACAUAAGCUGUACUGUACAGUAUGACACGGGUAAAGCACCAGAAGCAUUUAGUUAUAACGAUGAAAUUUAUGCCUCUACUUUCUCUGUUAAAGGUGUAUUAGUUGAACCAAGAUUUACUUUGAGAGUUAAGUCAAAAAUAACGUUUGAAGAUGCUAUUAAAAGUAAAGCUGACAAAGUUGAACUCGAAGCAAUGAACAAAGUUUUGAAAUCUCAUAAACACAAUAUCUCCGAUAUAAAUGAACUUCAAGCUACAUUAGACAGUAAAGCCGACAAGAACCAUACACAUAAAUCCUUCACUACUGUUAGAGCAGACGACAUAAUAUUGAACUAUGAUUUGGGUUCAAGUGCACCUUUAGAGAAUCCAAGUACAAGCGUAAAAGAUACACUAAACUCCUUAAAUAGUAAAUGUAUGAACAUUGAAGGUCAUGUGAGAAACUUUGAAACACAUGAACUACCAGCAAUGUUAGAUAAAAAAGCAGAUAAAGAACAUACACAUAAAUCCUUCACUACUGUUAGAGCAGACGACAUAAUAUUGAACUAUGAUUUGGGUUCAAGUGCACCUUUAGAGAAUCCAAGUACAAGCGUAAAAGAUACACUAAACUCCUUAAAUAGUAAAUGUAUGAACAUUGAAGGUCAUGUGAGAAACUUUGAAACACAUGAACUACCAGCAAUGUUAGAUAAAAAAGCAGAUAAAGAACAUACACAUAAAUCCUUCACUACUGUUAGAGCAGACGACAUAAUAUUGAACUAUGAUUUGGGUUCAAGUGCACCUUUAGAGAAUCCGAGUACAAGUGUAAAAGAUACUCUUAACAAUUUAGAUAACAGUUGCAGGAAUAUCGAAGGUCAUGCCAGAAACUUUGAAGCAUAUGAACUACCAGCAAUGUUAGAUAAGAAAGCAGACAAAACAGAGCUUCAAACAUUAAAGACUGAAAUACUUCAAACAUUAUAUCCU
This is a messenger RNA of Trichomonas vaginalis G3, 1212 nucleotides long. Its product is annotated as keratin-associated protein family. The annotation marks the transcript as partial. The record is from RefSeq and is a predicted model, not a curated record. The transcript has a single exon. Lineage: Eukaryota; Parabasalia; Trichomonadida; Trichomonadidae.